CCUGUGGAAUUAUGCCAAGCAACCAAGUUCAAAGAGGGACCCCAAGCUAAACCUAUCACUAGCGGCAGCCAAAACCCAGCUCGUCCAUCCUCUCAAUCUCGCCACAUGAACAACAUCGGCUCAUUAAACCCACUUCCAUCUCACUCCUUUCUCCAUCGCAACCCGAUCGGUGACAAUAGCAGCCACACCAGCCCAAUCCCCAUCUCUCCUUCUCAAUUCCGCGGUGUAUCACAACCUGCAAUCUCCACGGCUAUCGAUCGACUAGUGAAGGAGAAGGACGAACGCGGGUAGGCCAUAUCCAAAACGUCGACGAUGAUGGUUUAUUUCAUCUAAUUAUGAUGUUAAGAGGGAAGUGAAGUUUGGGUCCCAUGGAAUUAAGCGGCUGAAUGGGGGAAGCCGCUAUGCUUAUGUAUCUAACAGCUGGGGCAUGGGCGAGCGGGGACACAAAAAGGAAGAGGCUUCUGGACCUGGAGGGAUACCCAGCAAUAGUCCGAGAAUCCGUGAGAGAGAGGGAGAGAAGCGCUCAACAAUGGACGAAGCAGCUAGCGGAGCAAGGUUGCCAAGGCGUGGUGGUGGUUUGGAUCAUUUGUCCACUAGUGGCAGUGAAUUGGAUUAGAGCUCAUGUAAUGGUGGGGAUAUGGCUGAGCAAGCCUGUAACGAACAAGUGGAGGGAAAUCCUCAGUAGCUGAUUCAAUACGAUAAGGUUGAGCGCAAGUUUGAAGAGAAAGAGCUAGAGGAGUAGUUAGAGAGCAUCAAGAGUGAAAGAAACGUUUCGAGGGGAGCCAACUGGAGGAGAAUGGUACGAGCAUCGCGGAGGACGUCAGCGAUCGGAUCGGAGCAAGCAUCCGCAGGGACUUCUAGUUAUUGUACUUUAUGUUUAGUAGUAAGACUGGAGAUUAAGGUUUGAGUUGCCUAUGUGUUAGGGCGUUUCUUUGAACUACAAGAAAGUGAUUUCAGUAUUUUUUUUUAUGAAAAAAUUUUCCGCUCUUUUUAGCGACUUUGGUUCUUGAGUAUUUUCAGUUUAACAAGGGUAUUUUGGUAAAAGUAGUACCCGGCCGGGUUAGGGUGUUACACCAAUCCUGUCACUUAUAUAAGUUAACCCAUUCCUUUUAUAUUGCUUUUAAUUUCUCCACUUCAGAACCUCCCCCACCUUUGUCCCAAAAACCCACGAGAAUGGCAUUCCCUAAUCAAUAAACCAAGUUAACGCCGCCACUCCGCCUCUCUCUCAAUUUGUUUCUUGGCCGGGUGCUUAUGUAUAUUUUUUAUUAAUUAAUAAUAAUAAUUUUUAUCAUUA
Molecule: messenger RNA, 1294 nt
Organism: Linum tenue
Lineage: Eukaryota; Viridiplantae; Streptophyta; Magnoliopsida; Malpighiales; Linaceae
Source: the annotation of a GenBank genome assembly